Messenger RNA from Phyllostomus hastatus (greater spear-nosed bat), 2264 nucleotides. RefSeq names its product EF-hand domain family member D2 (gene EFHD2). NCBI's taxonomy places the organism in Eukaryota, Metazoa, Chordata, Mammalia, Chiroptera, Phyllostomidae. Bases 78 to 803 code for a protein of 241 amino acids. Gene Ontology annotation, molecular function: calcium ion binding. The record is from RefSeq and is a predicted model, not a curated record. The transcript has 4 exons.
CAGGAAGAGCGCGGCCAGAGGCGGUGCGGGCGCGCGGCGACAGGGGCCGGGCCGAGACGAGCGCCGCGCGGGCCACCAUGGCCACGGACGAGCUGGCCAGCAAGCUGAGCCGGAGGCUGCAGAUGGAAGGCGAGGGCGGCGGCGAGGCCCCGGAGCAGCCCGGCCUGAACGGGGCGGCGGCGGCGGCGGCGUCCGGGGCGCAGGACGAGGCGGCCGACGCGCUGGGCAGCGCGGACGACGAGCUGAGCGCCAAGCUGCUGCGGCGCGCCGACCUCAACCAGGGCAUCGGGGAGCCCCAGUCGCCCAGCCGCCGCGUCUUCAACCCCUACACCGAGUUCAAGGAGUUCUCCAGGAAGCAAAUCAAGGACAUGGAGAAGAUGUUCAAGCAGUACGACGCCGGCCGGGACGGCUUCAUCGACCUGAUGGAACUGAAGCUCAUGAUGGAGAAACUCGGGGCCCCGCAGACCCACCUGGGCCUGAAAAACAUGAUCAAGGAGGUGGACGAGGACUUCGACAGCAAGCUCAGCUUCCGGGAGUUCCUGCUGAUCUUCCGCAAGGCGGCCGCCGGGGAGCUGCAGGAGGACAGCGGGCUGCACGUGCUGGCCCGGCUCUCCGAGAUCGACGUCUCCACCGAGGGCGUCAAGGGGGCCAAGAGCUUCUUCGAAGCCAAGGUCCAGGCCAUCAACGUGUCCAGCCGCUUCGAGGAGGAGAUCAAGGCGGAGCAGGAGGAGAGGAAGAAGCAGGCGGAGGAAAUGAAGCAGCGGAAAGCGGCCUUCAAGGAGCUGCAGUCCACCUUCAAGUAGCGAGGGGCUGCGGCCCAACCGCCUGGCCCGGGGCCCGGAGCCCAGUCGGGCUGGCGAGGGCCGGCGAGGGCGGGCAAGGGCGGGCAAACCGAGGCCCGGCCUGAAUCCUCGGCUCUGUCUGAAGGGACCACACUGAAAACCUACCAAUGUCUGUGAUCACAGCCAGUCGAGGGUUCUCACAGAGGUGGCCUGGCCUCUCCCCGCCCCCUGCCACACUGUUCCUGAGGCCGUGACCCCAGCGCCGGCUCCCUGCCUGGCCCAGAGCUCCCUGGCGUCCCUGCGUCUCGCACCCCUGGCUGUCCCCUGCCUGCUCCAGCUCUGCGCUCUGCCCAUGAGCCUGCCCUCCACACAUCCCCCUCUCUUCCUCACACCUCCUCCUGUCACCUCCUCCCCUACCCAGAGGCCACCUGCCCCUAACCAGCAGGCUGCCCUGCCCCUGGGGCCCUCAGCCCCUGCCUAGGCUGGGGGAGCAACAGACAGCGGCUGGCUCCGUAGAGUGGGACCCAGGGAUCUGAUCAGAGGCACCAGGGCACCCCACCCCCGCACCUGUUCCUCCAGCCCCGCCUCCUCCCUGCUGGAGUCAAGAGGGGCCAGGGGAAGGCUUCUAUUUUUGGGAAGGGGCCUGGGCCCUGGCACCCCACACAAGCCCAGCGCUCUGGGGCCCGGCCAGGCAGGGUGAGGGGACAGCUGUGUCAAUCUACCUCACGGGCCCGCACUUCCCCGGCCAUGCCUCAGGUCGUGGUCAGGGGAGGCUCUGGGGGCAGACACACACCGCUCCCUGGUGCCCCAGGGACAGCCUGAGGGUCCCAGGGGCCCUACAGAGAGCAGCAUGGGGAGGAGGGCUUGGCCCCUCCCUAGGGAUGGAAACCGGUGCCGACUCCAUGUUCCAGGAGGCACCCAAGAAGUGCUUUAAGAAGCUUGCACAGACCAGGCAGUGGGGAGCCGGGGAACCUCCCUCCACCCUUCCAUGCCAUCCUUCCCCAGAGUGACAUUCAUCGCCUCGUCACCAGCGACAGGACCUGUCCUGUCACACCCACCCCCUCCCCCGAAAAAGCAUGGGGACCCCAGCCCUCCCUGUGCCACCGCCGGGUCCUACGCAGCUCCCAUGUGCUUGCUCACGUGUGUGCGUGUCUGUGUGUCUGUUGCCGUGUCGUGAAACUGUGCCCGUUCCCCAGUCCCAACAGUGGCCGCCGAGGCCGCAGUUAUGCAACUUUCAGUGUGUCCUGACAGCGUCGCCGCUUUCUAAACUUGAUAACUCUUUAUUUUAGUAAGACGCCCCCCCCCCCCCGCCCCGAGUCCACGACACGCCCGUUGGACCCGCAGAGGUUUUAUUUUUCUGGCCUUAGAACCCGCGGAGAUUUGGGAGGAGGCGCCGCCCCCGUGCCGCAGCCCGGCCCCGGAUUGCGUCUGCCUUAGCCGUGUGUUUAUACAGAUGAAUAUAAAGAGUUCUUUUUCUUUUGG